Molecule: messenger RNA, 2504 nt
Organism: Cyclopterus lumpus (lumpfish)
Lineage: Eukaryota; Metazoa; Chordata; Actinopteri; Perciformes; Cyclopteridae
Gene: arl8
Product: ADP-ribosylation factor-like 8
Exons: 6
Coding region: 314-949 (211 amino acids)
Biological process (GO): intracellular protein transport; protein localization to Golgi membrane; vesicle-mediated transport
Cellular component (GO): cytoplasm; trans-Golgi network
Molecular function (GO): GTP binding; GTPase activity
Source: RefSeq, a predicted model, not a curated record
ACGUAAACGGACGCGAACUGAAGCGCUGGGGUUGUUUCUCUCUCUCUCUCUCUCUCUCUCUCUCUCUCUCUCUCUCAAGAGAACCACUACCAGCAGCCAACAGCCAGCAGCAGCAGAGUCAACACUGCGCCGCAGUUGUCACUUUAACGGCUUUAACGUCCACCGGAGCCGCUCGACAAUACGUCCCCAUAUCUUAAUGUUACCGUACGCCAUUUUGGCACGUUAGCGACGUUUAACUGUGCGUCCCGGGCCGCAUGGAGUCGGCGUUCAAAAGGUCGGCGAGGCGUUUUGCGGACGAGAGCUCAUCCAGCUAAUGUUAGCGCGCCGCGGAUUGCACAGCGUGGACUCGAGAGGCGGAGAAGCUCGGUGCUGUCGACGGACGGAGAGGACGUUAACCGGGAGGGGAAAAAUGGGCCUCAUAUUCGCCAAACUGUGGAGCUUCUUCUGUAACCAAGAGCACAAGGUGAUCAUCGUUGGACUAGAUAAUGCAGGGAAAACCACCAUCCUCUACCAAUUUCUGAUGAAUGAGGUCGUCCACACGUCGCCCACCAUCGGCAGCAAUGUGGAAGAAAUAGUGGUGAAGAACACUCACUUCCUGAUGUGGGAUAUAGGAGGGCAGGAGUCUCUCAGGUCCUCCUGGAACACCUACUACUCCAACACAGAGUUCAUCAUUCUGGUGGUGGACAGCACAGACAGAGAGAGGCUGGUCAUCUCUAAAGAGGAGCUCUACAGGAUGCUGGCUCAUGAGGACCUGCGGAAAGCAGCUGUGUUGAUAUUUGCCAAUAAGCAGGAUAUGAAGGACUGUAUGUCCGCGGCGGAGAUCUCCAAAUACCUCACCCUGAGCUCCAUCAAAGACCACCCCUGGCACAUACAGUCCUGCUGUGCACUUUCAGGAGAGGGUUUAUGCCAAGGCCUUGAGUGGAUGACAUCGAGGGCCGGACUCAGAUAGCCCCUCCCUCAGCCGUCGAUGGCCUGACUACCUGCACCACCCACACGGUGGCAACAACAAGCUUGUCCUUACCGGCUUGUUUGUACUUUUUAUUUUAUUUUUUAAAUGAUGAACUUGGACUUUGGCCUCUGGAGACGGCACAAGACGGAGCAGCGUUGACAAGUUCCACGGCCUAAUUGUCACAGUGGAGCUGGUGCUUUCCCCCAAAUGGACCAGAACCGAUAAACUGACCUGGAUAUCUGGAACGAGAAGUCACUUUUACUGUAAAGGAGGAAACGAUCAUUUCAGUAAGUUAGUCUGUCCGAGUGCAGAGCAGGAAUGCACCUGGACGGGAUUUACACCACACGCAUAUCAUGUUACGUCACACCACAAAAGAAGGCCAUGAACAUCACAUGUUGGUGGAGAUCUAUUAUUUUUUGUACUUAUUGCCUCUUCAUAAGUUUGUUCAUGUUCAGGUAAAUAAAUUGACGAGCAAGCAAAGGGAUUACAAGCAGUAUUUUGACACCAGCUUUGAUGGGAAUGGUGGCACAAGGGAGUUUUUCAGAAUAAAGUUCUCAUUGUUUUUUCUGUUACACAUGAUUUCAGUUUCAUAAGCUACAUUGUUGGGUGGUUGUCACACUAGAACUUAUUGGUGCCGUAUUAAAAUGUGGUCAAAUAUAAAGCUCCCUUCUUUAUUAACUUUGAGCGUGUACUUGUGUAAUUGAGCCAAAUGGUGUGAAGGGUUGUCAUGCAAACUUUUUCAGCCAUUUACUUUAAAAGUGUAAAAUGGCUGAAACGUCAUUAUUUCAAGUACAACACUCUGUUUUGAUAACGGUAUUUUAAAUUCAAACAAGUUUUGUCUGAUGCAUUGUGAUUUUUUUAUUUCAUUUUAUGCUUAUUUUAUAUUUUUGAGUCGUCAUCUAGACGUGUUUUGUAUUAACAUAAGAUCGUUGGUGCUCUGCAGGUGUCUUAACGGAUCCACUGCAUUCUCAGAUAAACGGUUCAUUAGUCUCUUUGAACUUUUUGUACUUAAAAAAAAAAGGCCACACCACAUUUAAGGGGAAGUUGUUAUUUGUAAAACAUCCUGGACUUGAAGGUGGUUUAUUAGCAUUAAAAUAAUCCUAAUUCAAUAUUGUGGUCAUUAUAGUUCAAGUGCUUGAUCCUCAGCCUUAACCAUGCUGUCGUGAGUGCAUCUGACAGCCUGCUCAUGAUUGCUUUCCUUUUGUUUCCUUCCCUUUGACCCGGUGUGAAAAUUCCUUGAACUCGGUGACAGAUCGAUGCGCUUUGAAACCAUGUCGACCGUCUGCAGGUUCUGUAGAACCCGACGAGGCGACUAAGUUUCAUUGAGUCUGAGUCCAAACGGGGAAGAACUGGCGUCCGUCCUCUGUACUUUGUGGUGCACCGUAUUUUUACAUGAGGGAAACGGGUGAAGUGGUCCGCCUCUUUGCAGCAUUGAGCUGUACAGCUCUCACCCUGAUGUCUCAAAGCAACGGGACGGACUCAGUCAGUGCGGUUUUAAGUCUGGGUCGUGUACGGUAUUUCAAUUUGUUUCAAUAAAAGUUUAUUUGAACUUUGA